Molecule: messenger RNA, 2149 nt
Organism: Clarias gariepinus (North African catfish)
Lineage: Eukaryota; Metazoa; Chordata; Actinopteri; Siluriformes; Clariidae
Gene: calub
Product: calumenin b
Exons: 7
Coding region: 199-1149 (316 amino acids)
Cellular component (GO): endoplasmic reticulum
Molecular function (GO): calcium ion binding
Source: RefSeq, a predicted model, not a curated record
GAGUGUGUGAGGUGAGUGUAACGAGAGUGUAACGAGUGUGUGAGGUGAGUGUGAGGAGUGUGUUUAACCCCGAGUUAUCGUGUUUUAUUGAGGAAUUCCUGAGUUUAGUGAAGGUGUGUGUGGAGUUUAAUACCGGAGGUCUGAUUCCUCCUUGCUGAGACAGGAAGUGAAGUGAAACAGGAAGUGAAGAGAGACAGGAUGGAUCUCAGGCCGCUGCUGCUGCUGUGCGUCGCGCUUUGUGCUGCUCACGUCUCCACUAAGCCGAUGGAGAAGAAGGACCGAGUCCAUCACGACUCUCCUCUCAGCGACAAGGAGCACGAUGACGACGAGAACUUCGACUACGAUCACGAAGCCUUCCUCGGCCAGGAGGAGGCCAAGACUUUCGACCAGCUUACUCCAGAGGAGAGCAAAGAGAGGCUCGGUAAAAUCGUGGAGAAGAUCGACGAGGAUCACGACGGCUUCGUGACGGCGGACGAGAUGAAAAACUGGAUUAAACACGCUCAGAAGCGCUGGAUCUACGAAGACGUGGACCGACAGUGGCAGGCGCACGACCUCGACUCGGACAGACACGUGUCCUGGGAGGAGUACAAGAACGCUACGUACGGCUACGUCCUCGACGAGUCGGACCCUGAGGACGGGUUUAACUACAAGCAGAUGAUGAGCAGAGACGAGCGGCGCUUUAAAAUGGCGGAUAAAGACGGAGACAUGCGGGCGAACCGCGAGGAGUUCACGGCGUUCCUGCACCCGGAGGAGUACGGCUACAUGCAGGACAUUGUGGUUCUGGAGACCAUGGAAGACAUCGACAAAAAUGGAGACGGGUUUAUUGACCUGGAGGAGUACAUCGGUGAUAUGUACAGUCAGGACGGAGACGCCUCAGAGCCCGAGUGGGUGAGGACGGAGCGAGAGCAGUUCACAGAGUUCAGAGAUAAAAAUAAAGAUGGACGGAUGGAUAAGGAAGAAACGAAAGACUGGAUUCUGCCAUCGGACUACGAUCACGCCGAGGCCGAGGCCAAACACCUGCUGUACGAGUCAGACACAGACAAGGAUGGCCGGUUGACGAAGCAGGAGAUCGUGGAUAAGUACGACUUGUUCGUGGGGAGCCAGGCGACGGAUUUCGGCGAGGCAUUAGUCCGACACGACGAGUUUUAAUCCCGACGGCUCUGCGUGUGAAAAGAAGCAGAACGAACUGUAAUUUAUUUCCUGAUUCCUCAUAAAUGAUCUCAAUCGAUCAAAACUUCCAUAACUGAGAGAGAGAGAGAGUUAUGUACAGUUACAGUUUUCUAGGGGUUUUUUUUGGAUAAGGAAAUAAUUUGUGAUGAAUUUAGUUUGUUUUUAUGUUGGACAUUUUAAGUUUAUUCUAUAGAUAGAUGCAUGUGUGUGUGUGUGUGUGUGUGUGUGUGUCUAUUUCUGUGUGUGUGUGUGUGUUAAUGCACUGAACACUUGAAGUAUUCCAGAGUCAUUUUGUAUAAAGGCAUUUCUGAAGUGUUCAGGUCCCUCCAGCGGCGCGCGUGUGUGUGUGUGUGCGUGCGUGUGCGUGUGUAAGGAUUCUGCCGGAUCACGGGAUGCCACACUCCGUCUCUCUCUCUCUCUCUCCGGCCCACGAUGAUGUCAUGUAGGAUAUAGUCACGCUCACUAUACAUCAUGGUGCUUUUUCACAAGCAGCACCAUUAUACACACACACGCACACACACACACUCACUCACACACACACACUCUGAGCGUCCGUCUCACUAACAAUCCUUAAUACUGAAGCAGAUCUCAUUUCAUAAGAGUGUUAUAACGCUUUAUAAGAGUAAGAACCCUGCUGCUUUGUUGUGUUUACUCGGCACUACACGCUCUUCCUCUCGAUCAUGAGCGCGGUGACACGCCGUCUGAUCUUUAUUAAUGCUUUAUUAUUAUUAUUAUUAUUAUUAUUAUUACUUGAGUCAGAAAUUCCAGUGUUCACUGAGCUUCCUUUUCCAACACUCAUAGGAAUUCUUUAUGAUUUAUUUUUUCCCUGUGAGUGUGUGAGACUGAAAUACAGUGCAGCUUCUGUACACAACUGUAUGUUUGAUUUGUAGACAUGUACUGUGUGUGUGUGUGUGUGUGCGCACGCGUCCUGCACCCAAGAGCUUUUCACAAUAAAAUAUAUAUAUAAUGGAAAAAAAAA